GCCAAAUUGCGAAUCAAACAAUGCAUGAAUCAGAAAUCACACAACUUCGUUUACGUCCUUCCACUCCACCUUAUACUGUACGCCUUGCUAAAUUAACAAAGACUCUAAUAAAAGAGAAGUUAUUAACAAGUAUUACAGCAAUAAAGCUUUUAAUAAGAGAGCAAAGCUUUUAA
Molecule: messenger RNA, 173 nt
Organism: Funneliformis caledonium
Lineage: Eukaryota; Fungi; Glomeromycota; Glomeromycetes; Glomerales; Glomeraceae
Source: the annotation of a GenBank genome assembly